Endocarpon pusillum Z07020 is the source of this 2922-nucleotide messenger RNA. RefSeq names its product Pre-mRNA-splicing factor ATP-dependent RNA helicase-like protein cdc28. The record is from RefSeq and is a predicted model, not a curated record. Gene Ontology annotation, molecular function: RNA binding; ATP binding. The coding region runs from base 1 to 2922 and encodes 973 amino acids. Gene Ontology annotation, cellular component: catalytic step 2 spliceosome; intracellular anatomical structure. The transcript has a single exon. NCBI's taxonomy places the organism in Eukaryota, Fungi, Ascomycota, Eurotiomycetes, Verrucariales, Verrucariaceae.
AUGGCGUCGAAUUUCGAAGCCAACGGCACAAAGCAACGGCGCCAGAAGUCGACUCGGCGAAGGAGACCAGGGAGCAAAGACGAUUUCGAUGAGCGAUGGGGAGAUGAAGAGCCUGGGUCAGAUGAGGCCGAGGAGAACGACUUUCAGAUCCCACCCCCAAAACGAGCAAAGUUGGAUGAUGGUGCUGCACGUAUGCGAACUCCCACACCGGACGAGAACGAAUCUCCGGAGGCAUUGUUAGAAAAAGAGGCCAGGCGAGACCGUGAAGAAAGGGAUGAGUUUGCAAGACGACUCGCAAAGAGAGAUGAUGAGCGCUCAAAGAAGAUGGUUGAAGACCGCUCAUCGGCGAAGGACAGUGCUCUGGCUCAGCGCCGGGCAUUAGCUGAUGAUGCUGCGGGCAGGAGCGCUGCUAUGCCUGAUCUACGGCUACGCUCACGGCAGGACUACUUGAAGAAGAGAGAGGCGGAGAUGCUAGCUUUGCUACGGAAACAAGUCGCAGAAGAGCAGGCAGAGCUGCGAGAGAAUCCUGAUCUGACAAGCGCGGAGAGGGCCGAGUUUGCUAAGAACAGGGAGGUGCUACGGAUCGCGGAGGAGAGAAUGAAGAUUGAUGAACACCUUGAUGGCUAUGCGUUGCCUGAAGACUACAUUACCGAGAAGGGCAAGAUUGACCGGAAAAAGAAAGAAGAAGCACUAUACAAGCGAUAUGCCGAUCGGGAUGAGCAUGGGAAUGAGAGAUUCGUUACGGAGCACGAGGAGUGGGAGAAGGAACAAACCUCGAAAGCUCAGGCCCAGGUAUCGAGGUUUGAGUUUGUUGAUGAAGGAGAUUACGACUACGUGUUUGAUGAUUCCCAAAAGCUUAACUUCAUCAUGGAGGAUCGACUAGCUGGGGACACGAAGCUUAUGACCAAGGAACAGAGGAUGAUGAUGCAGCAACUGACAGCCGCAGAGCAGAAGGCUAAAUCGAUAGAGGAGACGAGGAAGAGUCUCCCAGUCUAUGCAUUUCGAGAAGAGAUCCUUUCUGCCAUUGGUGAGCAUCAAAUCUUGAUUAUUGUGGGCGAAACAGGAAGCGGAAAAACAACACAACUACCACAGUAUCUACAUGAAGCCGGCUACACAAAAGGGGGCUUGAAGGUGGGGUGUACACAACCCAGGCGGGUUGCAGCAAUGAGUGUAGCAGCUCGUGUUGCUGAAGAGAUGGGAGUGAAGGUGGGCAACGAGGUUGGAUACGCAAUUCGAUUCGAAGAUGCGACAAGCGACAAAACCGUACUAAAGUAUAUGACGGACGGCAUGCUUCUACGUGAACUUCUUACAGAGCCCGAUCUAGGAGCCUACUCAGCUUUGAUGAUCGAUGAAGCUCACGAAAGGACUGUGGCUACUGAUAUUGCAUGUGGCCUUCUAAAAGAUAUCGCCAAAGCCAGACCGGAUCUGAAGCUUCUCAUUUCCUCAGCUACAAUGGAUGCUGUGAAGUUUCAGAAGUAUUUCGAUAAUGCCCCCAUCUUCAACAUUCCUGGACGUCGAUAUGCAGUAGAUAUACACUACACAUCGCAGCCGGAAGCAAACUAUCUUGCUGCAGCCAUUACGACGAUCUUCCAGAUACACAUCACGCAAGGAAAAGGCGAUAUUCUUGUCUUCCUCACGGGACAAGAGGAAAUCGAAGCAGCAGAAGCAAACCUGCAGGAAACAGCUCGCAAGCUCGGGAGCAAGAUUCCAGAAAUGCUCAUUUGCCCAAUCUACGCAAAUCUCCCGUCUGACCUCCAAGCCAAGAUCUUCGAGCCCACACCAGCAGGAGCUCGCAAAGUAGUCCUCGCUACAAACAUAGCAGAAACAUCGUUAACCAUCGACGGUAUAGUCUAUGUCAUCGAUCCCGGCUUCGUCAAAGAAAACGUUUUUAACGCCCGCACCGGCAUGGAAUCCCUCAUUGUAACGCCCUGUUCUCGCGCCUCCGCUGGUCAACGCGCAGGGCGAGCAGGUCGUGUCGGCCCGGGGAAAUGCUUUCGCCUAUACACCAAACAAGCUUACAUGAACGAGUUAGACGAGAGCACUACCCCAGAAAUCCAACGCACAAACUUGAACGGAACGAUCCUCCUCCUCAAAUCUCUAGGGAUAAAUGACCUCCUCGACUUCGACUUCAUGGACCCACCUCCCACCGACACCAUCGUCCGCGCCGUCGAACAACUGUACGCACUGGGCGCCCUCAACAAUGCAGGCGAACUCACGAAGGUAGGUCGUCAGAUGGCCGAGUUCCCCACCGACCCCAUGCUCGCCAAAUCAAUCCUAGCAGCGGAUAAAUACGGCUGCGUGGAAGAAGUCCUCUCCAUCAUCGCCAUGCUAGGCGAAGCAUCCGCGCUCUUCUACCGGCCUAAGGACAAGAAAAUCCACGCCGACAGCGCUCGAGCACGCUUCACCAACAAAGAAGGCGGCGAUCAUCUAUCGCUGCUGAAUAUCUGGAACGAAUGGGUCGAUUCGGAUUUCAGCUAUGUCUGGUCGCGUGAGAACUUUCUCCAGCAGCGCUCGCUGAACCGAGCCCGUGACGUGCGCGACCAGCUCGCCCGCCUCUGCGACGCGAACAAUCUCCCCCCGAUCCAGAAAGCCAUCACGGCUGGAUUUUUCCCCAAUGCUGCAAGACUACAGAGGGGCGGGGACAGCUAUCGCACGGUCAAGAAUGGACAGUCGGUUUAUAUCCACCCGAGCAGUGUACUUAUAGAGGUUCAUCCCAAGUGGGUGCUCUACUAUGAACUGGUCUUAACAAGCAAGGAGUACAUGCGCAGUGUGAUGCCGUUGAAGCCGGAGUGGUUGGUCGAGGUGGCGCCGCAUUUUUAUGCGAAGAAGGAUCUGGAUAGUUUGGGGGGUGGGGAUAAGAAGAUGCCCAGGGGCAGGGGGGUUGGUGCUGCGGAGGGAGGAGGGGGGAGAAGUAAGAUCUAG